This is a messenger RNA of Striga hermonthica, 537 nucleotides long. The record is from the annotation of a GenBank genome assembly. NCBI's taxonomy places the organism in Eukaryota, Viridiplantae, Streptophyta, Magnoliopsida, Lamiales, Orobanchaceae.
AUGAUAUUUAGCAACAACUUAGUCUCUAAAACUCAUUACGAGAUAAUCGGUGUGGAGGAAGAUGCUGGGCAAGAAGAAAUCCGCAAAAAUUACAGAGCUGCCGUUCUCAAUCAUCACCCAGAUAAACUUCAAAAAUCAUCCGGUGCUGAACAUGAGUCGAACAGUCAGUUUUUAAAGGUGCAGAGGGCCUGGGAAGUCCUUGGUGACCCGGAGUCCCGCGCCCUUUACGAUGAUGAACUCAGGAAAUUGAGACUCGAUGCCGAUGAUGUGAGCUUGGAUGAAAUGGCUGUUGAAGAUGUUGGCAGCUAUUUCGAACUAUCAUAUUAUUGCAGGUGCGGGGAUUUGUUCUCGAUUAAUUCGUCUGAGCUGGCUGAAAUGGGAUAUCUUUUAACGAGCAAUGGUUGUCAAAUUUCUUUAUUAACAGCAAACUCGUCUUUACCGGCAUCUAUCGUCCUUCCUUGUGGUUCUUGCUCGCUUAAAAUCCGUUUACUCAUCGAGGCUGAUGUAAAACUUAAAGUUAUGACCGAGUUGAGCUAA